GACUUGCUGAGCCUCUAGGACCCAGAAAUUGCUUGGAAGUUCCCAGCAAAGCUACUGCUCUGCAUUGCCUUCCUUCAAGUAGAACUUUCUAUUUCUUGAUUCCUUCCAUGGAAAACUCGAACUCUCUGAAACAACAAAAAGAAAACAAAGAGCUGGAGGAAGCAGAAAGGCCAUGGGAAGGAAAGUCAGCAACUUUUCUCCAGGAACCUGAUCCCCAAUCACCUGAGUGCUUGGAAGAGGAGCAGAAAGUGGACACUGGACCCCAAUCAAGGAGCAGCCCCCUUCUGAGCUACCAGUCCAGAGCCAGACUAUCUCUGGAAGACCUCACAGAACCAGGAGCAUCACCCUCCCCUUCUCCUUCUCCUCCUCAGGAGUGCCAUUCCACUCCUCCCCUGACUCCAUCCAGGCAUGACUUUGUGGUUUUAUCACAGUCAGAGAAGAUCACUAGCGAGAUUCCUGACUCUGGGACACGCCAUUCUGAUCCUUGGGAACCAUCUUCUGAUGUAAGAGAAUCAAUUCCGCACUACACAAGUCAAAAAGAGGCAAGCACCCUCCCACAGUCCCAGCCAUCACAACCUGAUGUGUGUGAGCCAACUGAUGCCAGCCAUGACAACUCCAAACAAAAAGGACUGAGAUUUGACCUUUUUCAGGAGGAAGAUUCACACAGUAACUGUGAUCUGGACCAGCCUAAGCCUGGGGCCAAUGGAGCAACCCCCAGCAUGCUUGAGGUGGCCAUUCAGAAUGCAAAGGCAUACCUGCAGAGUACCAGUAGCAAAUCAGGCUUAAAUCUAUACGAUCAUCUUUCCAAUGUGUUGACCAAGAUAUUAGAUGAACGUCCUGCAGAUGCUGUUGACAUCAUUGAAAAUAUUAGCCAAGAUGUGAAAAUGGCACAUUUUAAUAAAAAAUUAGAUACACUCCAAAGUGAAAAUGAAAUGCUUCCAGCAUAUGAAAUAGCAGAGAAGCAAAAGGCCCUUUUUCUUCAAGGACAUUUAGAAGGAGCUGAUUCAGAACUGGAAGAUGAAAUAGCAGAAAGCUCUCUUCCCAAUGUGAUGGAGUCAGCCUUUUAUUUUGAACAAGCUGGAGUUGGAUUAGGGACAGAUGAGACUUACCGAAUAUUCCUUGCCCUCAAGCAACUCACUGAUACACACCCAAUCCAAAAAUGCCGUUUCUGGGGCAAGAUCUUGGGUCUGGAAAUGAAUUAUAUUGUUGCCGAAGUAGAAUUUCGUGAUGGAGAAGAUGAAGAGGAGGUGGAAGAAGAAGAUGUAGCUGAAGAAAGAGACAAUGGAGAAAGUGAAGCCGAUGAAGACGAGGAAGACGAACUACCGAAGCCCUUGUACAAGGCCCCACAGGCUAUUCCGAGAGAAGAAAGUAGAACAGGUGCCAACAAGUACGUCUAUUUUGUUUGCAAUGAGCCAGGACGACCAUGGGUGAAGCUACCACCAGUUACACCUGCACAAAUUGUUACUGCAAGAAAAAUCAAGAAAUUUUUCACUGGGCGACUAGACGCUGCCAUCAUAAGCUAUCCACCUUUCCCAGGAAAUGAGAGCAAUUACUUACGAGCACAAAUUGCCCGAAUUUCAGCAGGAACCCAUGUCAGCCCCCUAGGAUUCUAUCAGUUUGGUGAAGAGGAAGGAGAGGAGGAGGAAGAGAUAGAAGGUGGUCGAGAUACCUAUGAGGAAAACCCUGAUUUUGAAGGCAUCCAAGUGACUGACCUAGUGGAAUCUCUAUCCAACUGGGUUCAUCAUGUACAACAUAUUCUACCUCAGGGUCGCUGUAAUUGGUACAAUCCUAUACAAAAAAAUGAGGAAGAGGAAGAGGAAGAGGAUGAAGAAAAAGGAGAAGAACCUGACUACAUAGAACAGGAAGUGGGGCCUCCUCUUUUGACACCACUCUCUGAAGAUUUAGAGGUUCAGAAUAUACCCUCUUGGACAACACGUCUGUCCUCAAAUCUGAUUCCACAAUAUGCUAUCGCAGUCCUUCGAUCCAAUCUUUGGCCUGGAGCAUAUGCCUUUUCCAAUGGCAAGAAGUUUGAAAAUUUCUACGUAGGCUGGGGCCAUAAGUAUAGUGUGGAGAAUUACACACCCCCAAUCCCACCACCAGUUUACCAAGAAUAUCCCAGUGGACCAGAAAUUACAGAAAUGGAUGACCCUAAUGUGGAAGAGGAGCAGGCUUUCAGGGCUGCCCAAGAGUCUGUUGUACUUGCAGCUGAGAAUGAAGAAACAGAAGAUGAAGAUGAUGAUGACUAACACAAAGUUGGCAUCUUGUUUUCUUGUGUGGCACUGACACAAAGUGUUUAUGGGUGUCUGGUGUGUGUGUGUGUGUGUGUGUGUGUGUGUGUGUUGGAAAUUACCGUGAAAAACGUACGCAGUAAUUCAAAAAUAGCAAAUUGGGAGUGGGGGCUGGUGAGAUGGCUCAGCAGUUAAGAGUAUGUUCUGUUCUUACAGAGAACCAGAGGUUGG
Messenger RNA from Nannospalax galili (Upper Galilee mountains blind mole rat), 2459 nucleotides. It is a transcript of the gene Rsph4a, whose product is annotated as radial spoke head component 4A. Bases 108 to 2246 code for a protein of 712 amino acids. The transcript has 6 exons. The record is from RefSeq and is a predicted model, not a curated record. Gene Ontology annotation, cellular component: axoneme; radial spoke. Gene Ontology annotation, biological process: axoneme assembly; cilium movement involved in cell motility; cilium assembly. NCBI's taxonomy places the organism in Eukaryota, Metazoa, Chordata, Mammalia, Rodentia, Spalacidae.